This is a messenger RNA of Vigna angularis (adzuki bean), 2164 nucleotides long. RefSeq names its product cold-regulated protein 27. The record is from RefSeq and is a predicted model, not a curated record. The transcript has 6 exons. NCBI's taxonomy places the organism in Eukaryota, Viridiplantae, Streptophyta, Magnoliopsida, Fabales, Fabaceae. Gene Ontology annotation, biological process: response to cold; regulation of circadian rhythm. Bases 140 to 1015 code for a protein of 291 amino acids.
AAGAAUUUAUAUUAUGAAAAUUUUGUUAUAAUAAGAUAAACAAUGUGAGGAAGGAAGAUAACAGAUAUUUUUGAUGGGCAGAUGAAAAUAUCUCCCAUGCUAAUGUAGCCUGACGGUGACGUGGCCAUGGACUGGCCCCAUGACACGUGUAAAAGCGCAGACAACUGUAUUCCCUUUUUGUUCACCAUCACUGCCCCUUUCUCUCCUCUUAUUCAUUCAUUUCCUUCACCUUCCAAUUCCCAUUGCGAACAAAAAUAUCACACACAAACAUACAUAUAAGAUGAACAACAAUUUCAGAGUUACCAGAACGCCAGAAGAAACUCCAACCACUUCUUCCACCUUCCUCAACUCUCAUAACAACCCGAUUCAGGGCAUUAGAGAGAUAGAUUCCACAAUGGCUGCAGAGUGGACAGAUGAGAAACACAGCAUGUAUAUAAAGUCUAUAGAAGCAUCUUUUGUUAAUCAGUUAUAUGAUUCUAAGCAAAUGAGAGCUUCCUUUCCCUGCAAAGGAACUUCCUGUGACCCUGCUACCACUUCUGGCCAGUUCAAGGUACUUCGUGGCGGGUGUUGGCAAAAGAUCAAUUUUGAGAGACCGCAAACGAGUAGGAUUAACCAGUGUCAUGAUUUGACGGAAAAUCCAUGGAUUCAGCACUAUCGAUCUUCAAGCAAACAGAGAAACACAGUUGCUCCAUCCCUUCAAGAGAGUGUCAGUACCUCAAACAAAGUUGUUGAUUUAGGACAAAGGAAAGGAAUUCCCUCUGGGUCAGGACAUCUUCAUUUGUGUGAAUCUCGUGUCUGCCAUAAAGAUAUGCUUUCUAGUGACACAGAGAUGUCAGGCCAGAACUUUGUUGAUGAUGAAGUGAAAGGCAAAAAGCAGAAUAAAAAAAGCAAAGUGAAACGACAGAGAUCUUUAACUGAUGCAAAAGACAAUGAUCAGAUGGUACCUAACCGAAAAUCUUCUUCUGGUGGAGAUUUUAUCACCUUCGACCCUUCGCACAAUUGCACAAUCGAUUAGCUCUACAAACAGGACGUAUAACCCUUCUGCGUCAGAACUUACAUUUCCUCUGACUUGUAAGUAUCAUUGUUUAAUUAUUGGCUAUUCCUCUUUCGCAGUGUGUCACUAUUUAUUUAAUAUGCAUAAUUCUGAUCUCUUCUUAUAUUUAUAUAGUAAUUAGCUUUACUUCUAAAGUUUUCUUCCGGGUCAAGAUUCUUUAUUUAUGGUAUUUACAUGAUUAUAAAAAUGCCAAAGAAUUUGAAGGAUCUAAGCAUCUUAACAAACAAAAAAGCAUUGUAUUUUUAGGAUUUUAGGUAGGAGAGGAAAAAAAGAGAAUAAGCUAAUGGAUAAUCUGAAAUUGAAAUUGCUGUUGAUUCGAUGAUUAAGGGCAACUUAUAAAACACCAAUCCCUAUUUAUACCAUUAUUAAUUAGAUUGGGAUAUAUAUUUAAACAUAGUGAAACACAGAAGUCAUUCUAAAGGUGAUCAUAUAUGAUACUCUUCAAUAUUCUAAAAUGCAAUAAUGAUAUUAUUAUUAGGUACAUUUAACACCCUCUUCGAGAUGAAGCUCACUAAGCAUUUGGUUAGAAGUAAACACAUAAAAAGGGAAAGUAAUUCAUGUCUAUAGUAUACAUGGCUAGCAGGACCAUUUGAAUAAUAUGAUUAUUGCCUGAAAAGCAGGUUGGAGUAUUGCUAGAUCAGGGAGAAAGAAACUUCAAUGGAACAAUGGUUAGUGAAAAUUUACUGACAAACAGUAAUACACAACCAAUGGUUUGGGCUGGUGUGAAUCAUAACCGGUCUCUACUUGAUUAGAAACCAAUAGGCAGAGAAGUUGCCAUAAUAAAAAAAUUAGAGAGACCCUAAUUGUUAGAACUAAGAAUGUUUCUUACCAUCUUAUUAGUUACAUUCCAUCAAAGCUAAUAUGUGAAUAACCCUAUCAAUCUUCAAAUCGUUGGUCAGAAAGGAAAGGAGGAAAAUAGAUCAAACAAGUGAUUAACUGUUAGUAGAUUAUCCAGUGUUCAAGUUUUUUCAACUGUAUUGUUUCCUACAAUGAUUAAUAUAUGAUGAUCAGUAUCUGGAUUUGAGAAAAUAAACUAGUGAUCAAUUUGAAUUUGAGAUGGAACUUUUAGCAUUAAUGAGUGUUUAUGGGCCCUUUAUAUAGUUUGGUUGU